Adineta ricciae is the source of this 3513-nucleotide messenger RNA. NCBI's taxonomy places the organism in Eukaryota, Metazoa, Rotifera, Eurotatoria, Adinetida, Adinetidae. The record is from the annotation of a GenBank genome assembly.
AUGCCAAUGCCAUCAACAAAAACAAACAGCAAAUUCAACCGAGCAAAGCGUCUAAAACACGAUACUUCACUCAUAUACCCCAAUGAAAAUGCGGAUGCUACCGGUCAAAUCAUUGUUGAAUAUACAGACACUCCAUCUUCUACCAUAAACCAAUCAUCAUCUCAUACAACCGAUGCAUCGAUACAAAACUUAACAGCCGGUGAACUUCCGACGUUUUCAUCACCUCCACCAAACAAUAGUUCACGAGUAUCAUCUACGGUUAUCUAUUCAUUAACUCAAUCAACCAAUCCUUUAUCAUCAUCGUCAAUUGAUCGUUCAACAUCUUCACCGAAUAGUCGUUCAUCACCAGCACGUACAGCUUCUCAUCCGUUAUCUCAAUCAACCAAUCCUUUAUCGUCAUCGUCAUCGUCAAUCGAUCGUUCAACAUCUUCACCGAAUAAUCGUUCAUCAUCAUUAGUGAAUGCUUCCUCACAUUCUGACGCCGUUGAGCUUGCAAAAAAUACAGAUGAUGAUGAAGCAUCAGAUAUUAGUUCAAGAAAGAAAUCUCCUGUAUGGCAAUAUGCUUCGCAGGAUGAGAAAAACGAAACAGCAACGUGUGGGAUUUGUGGUACUAUUAUAAAAACAACCAACUGGUCAACAACUGGCGUUCGUAAACAUCUCACUCAAGUACACAAACUGACGACGGUGGCUCCGUCGGCGGUCCAAAAAAAGGCGACCGUGUCAUCGGACCUACGAAAGGAAUUGCAUGAAUUAAUUAUAAAAGCAAUUAUUGAGGAUUCAAGAUCGUUCAAUGAUUUCCGACGUCCUGGAAUGCUGAAGGUUUUAAGAAAAGCCAUACCUGGUUAUGUGCCGCCACAUCGAACAACUGUUGCUCGACGUUUAAAGUCUUUAUAUACGGAUUACAAGCAACGUGUGCAACAACAAAUGUUGGAACUUAGUAAAAUCUCAAUAACUUGUGAUUUUUGGUCUGAUAGAUCGUCAAAAUCGUUCUUAUGUAUCACUGGACAUUAUGUUACUUAUGAAUUUGAUUACGAAUCAUUGGUAUUAUCAUUUGAAACGUUUUAUGAUCGUCACUAUGGUGUUCGUAUCGCCAAUGUCAUUCGAGAAAAAUUGUUUCAUUUAAAUUUGUACAAUAAAUUAUUAUGUAUCACAACAGAUGGUGCAGCUAAUAUGCGAACGAUGUGUGAAAAUUUGAGCGAUAUUAAUUACAAUUGGAUAUGGUGCGUGGCGCAUCGUUAUCAUUUGGUCAUCGUCAAUGCAUUAGGAUUUUGGGGUGACAAGAAGAAGAAGAAGAAGAAGAAGAAGAAAGAAAACCACAACACCAACAAAGAGAAUCAUAAUCAUGACAACGAUAGUAAUAAUGAAAACGCCGAUAAUAAUACUGAAGAAAAACAUUACAAUGAUGAUAUCGAUGACGCAAGUGGAAUUAAUGGUUGUAACGACAAUGACAGUAAUCCACGUUUUUGGGACGAUGCAACAGAAGAUCGAGCAAAUGUAUUACAGUAUUUUCUUCCUACAAAUGAUCCGAAAGAAAACGAAAUUGUGAACUUCAAUGAUUUUGAUGACGAUCUUAUCAGCAUAGAAGAAGUCAUUUUCGGCGCCGUUAAUCAACAAUUGAAUCCUCAACAGAAAUCGAAUGAUCAACAAAUAAAUUCUAAUGGUGGUGAUGGAAUUAUAGAUACGAAUGAUAUUCAAGACACUAUUGACGAUGAGACUUUCAUCGAUUAUAUGAUAAACAAUAAUUUGAUUCGUGACGAUUGGGAUAUGGAAUUUGAUAUAUCUGAUCGUGAGACGAUUAAUGAUUUGAACAAACAAGCUGUUUAUGUAGUGGUUAGCAAAUGCCGUUCAUUAAUUACUCUUCUCAAGCAGUCGACAAUAUUAAAUGGAUAUUUUGAUCAAUUACGUCGUGAGUUUAAUAUAAAACGUGGACUCCCCGUCGAUUGUAUUACUAGAUGGAAUAGCACGUUCUUCCUUAUUGAUUCUUUUAUCAUUGCUAAAAAGUUAAUAGUCAAAUUUUUCGGUGAUAAAAAUACAUUCGAUGUACGACGGGAAUUAAUUGCACGAUUGAUUGCAAUCGAAUUGCAUCACGACGAUUGGUUACUUUUGAAUGAUAUCCACACUGUAUUGAAACCGUUUUACUUGGCAACAAGACUGAUGUCGAAAAGAUCAUAUCCAACAGCUGGUUUAUGUUAUUACACAAUAAAAUUGAUUUUUAAUUAUUUGGUGAAAGAUGAAUCUACUGUUAGUACCUUAAAAAAAACAUUAAAACUUAUGUUAUUAUCGAAAUUCGAAUGUUACUUUUUCUCCGAUGACAAUCAGUUGAAAUUAUUGAAGAAAUAUUCUUUCUUCGACCCGCUUGGAUUUUCUGUUCUUGGAGAAAAUGAUAUUCGUAUUAUUGAACAAGAAAUCAAACAAGUGAUUCGAAACGAAAGUAUCCAUUUGAAUGAUCCAUUUUCAACUUCAUCGUCCGAAUCUAUUCCAUCAACAUUACAACCAAUAGUGACAGCUAAUGCAUCACAAACGUCAGCAUCAUAUCACAAACAGUCCUUAUCAACAAUUGAUCAAUUUUUGUUAGCUUGUGGUGAAUCACCUAUUAGUAAUUUACAGAAAAGUGAAACUAGAAAAUUAACUAUUGACGAUGAAUUAUGCGUUUAUAAAGAAGUUCACAANGAAUCAUUGGUAUUAUCAUUUGAAACGUUUUAUGAUCGUCACUAUGGUGUUCGUAUCGCCAAUGUCAUUCGAGACAAAUUGUUUCAUUUAAAUUUGUACAAUAAAUUAUUAUGUAUCACAACAGAUGGUGCAGCUAAUAUGCGAACGAUGUGUGAGAGUUUGAGCGAUAUUAAUUACAAUUGGAUAUGGUGUGUGGCGCAUCGUUAUCAUUUGGUCAUCGUCAAUGCAUUAGGAUUUUGGGGUGACAAGAAGAAGAAGAAGAAGAAGAAAGAAAACCACAACACCAACAAAGAGAAUCAUAAUCAUGACGACGAUAAUAAUAAUGAAAACGCCGAUAAUAAUACUGAAGAAAAACAUUACAAUGAUGAUAUCGAUGAUGCAAGUGGAAUUAAUGGUUGUAACGACAAUGACAGUAAUCCACGUUUUUGGGACGAUGCGACAGAAGAUCGAGCAAAUGUAUUACAAUAUUUUCUUCCGACAAAUGAUCUGAAAGAAAACGAAAUUGUGAACUUCAAUGAUUUUGAUGACGAUCUUAUCAGCAUAGAAGAAAUCAUUUUCGGCGCCGUUAAUCAACAAUUGAAUCCUCAACAGAAAUCGAAUGAUCAACAAAUACAUUCUAACAGUGUUGAUGGAAUUAUAGAUACGAAUGAUAUUCAAGACACUAUUGACGAUGAGACUUUCAUCGAUUAUAUGAUAAACAAUAAUUUGAUUCGUGACGACUGGGAUAUGGAAUUUGAUAUAUCUGAUCGUGAGACGAUUAAUGAUUUGAACAAACAAGCUGUUUAUAUGGUGGUCAGCAAAUGCCGUUCCUUAAUUACUCUUCUCAAGCAAUCGACAAUAUGA